GCUCAGGCGUUCAGCUCCUGCAACUUCGCUUCGUCCUCCAACACGCAUCUUGUCUUCAUCAGCCCAACGCGCCGAAUUCGAGCCGCAAAACCGUCUUCCAUCAAAUUCCCGCUUUUGGGCCUGGCAUCUAUAUCUGACUCCGCCUGUUUCCGAAAAGCUAUCUCUCAAUUAAUUAAUCCCCUCCUCCAUCGUAUACCGCCGUCACCAUGCCAGGCCUCGUUACGGCAACCGGCGUCUUAGCUUUCCUCGCCGACGAGGAGACAGAGCUCAAGGUCUUCGCCCUCAAGACGCUCAAUGAUGACAUCGACACCGUCUGGUUCGAGGUUGCAGGCGCACUGAGCGACAUCGAGGCCCUCUACGAAGACGAGAGCUUCCCCGAGCGCCAGCUUGCUGCGCUCGUCCUGGCCAAGGUCUACUUCCACCUGCAGGCCUACAACGAGAGCAUGACCUUUGCUCUGGCUGCUGGGCCCCUCUUUUCGAUUGAUGCCCCCGGCGAGUUCGAGGAAACUAUCAUCUCUAAGUGUAUCGAUCAGUACAUCGCUAUCUCUUCGACGCAUCACGCUCCCUCGAAGCAAUCCAAAAACGACUUGUCUCUGCCCGCAAUUGCGACGACCUUUGGUAGCGGCGCCCUCGAUGGAUCUUCCUUGAUCUCGCCCACCACUCCGUUCUCGCAGUCCACCCUCCCGUCCAAGUCUCUGCUCUCGCGUGCUUCGACCGACAAUACCAUUCUCGACCCCACCUUCCAGCCGACCAAGGAAGGUCGCUCGGCCUCUAUUGCCCAGGUUACGGAUGCUUCCACUCAGCUCGCCUUGCAGGGCAUCGUCGAACGGCUCUUUGAGAGUUGCCUGAAGGAGGCCAAGUACCGGCAGGUGGUUGGAAUUGCCGUGGAAGCCAAGAAUCUCGACGUGCUUCGGCGGGUCAUUCAGCGAGCCAGCGAAGAUGGCAAGCUUUCCAAAGCAAAGGUGCAGGAGGGUAGCCAAGGUCUGGCGGAGGAGUUGAUGGACUAUUCCCUCGACAUCUGCAUGGAUGUGGUGCAGGAGCGAAGUCUGCGCACCGAAAUUCUGCGCCUGGUCCUCGACCUCCUCAACGAUAUACCAAAUCCCGACUAUUUCGUAAUCGCGAAGUGUGUCGUCUAUCUCGACUCGGACGAGGAGGCGUCAACUUUGCUCAGACAGCUCGUCUCGAAAAAGGAUCGGAAUGCGCUUGCCAUCGCGUACCAGAUCGCGUUUGAUCUUUACGACAACGGCACACAGGAAUUCCUGGGCAAAGUGAUCAAGUCCCUGCCUUCUGGCGAACCGGCCAAGAAGCCCGAGCAGCAGGAGGCUGAGGGUGCGGCCGAGAGCGAGCCUCUUCUGCAAAACCAAGAGGACCCAGCCGAGGAGCCUUUGUCCGAGGAAGUAUCCAAAGCUUACCAGAACAUUCGAUCUAUUCUCGAUGGAAGCAAGGCCAUCAAACUCAACCUCGAAUUCCUCUAUCGCAACAACCACACCGACGCGAGCAUUCUCAACAAGGUCAGAGACAGUUUGGAGGGCCGCAAUUCCAUCUUCCAUACGGCAGUUACCUUUUGCAAUGCGUUCAUGAACGCGGGAACAACCCAUGACAAAUUCUUCAGAGAUAAUCUAGAAUGGCUCGGAAAGGCAGUCAACUGGUCCAAGUUCACGGCCACUGCUGCUCUCGGCGUUAUCCACCGUGGAAACCUGACGCAGUCGCGGAAGCUUCUCGAGCCCUACCUCCCUCGCCAAGUCGGCGUCAGCAGCGGCUCCAUCUUUAGCCAAGGCGGCGCUCUUUACGCCUAUGGUCUGAUCCAUGCGAACCAUGGUGCAAACGCCCUGGAGUACCUCCGAAGCAUGUUUAUUGCUGCGGAUGAAGAAGUCAUCCAGCACGGCGGUGCAUUGGGCCUAGGUAUUGCCGGGAUGGCGACUGGAAACGAGCAGGUUUUUGAUGAUCUUACGAAGGUGCUCUUUGCCGACUCUGCUCUGAACGGCGAGGCCGUCGGCUUGUCAAUGGGAUUGAUCAUGCUGGGAACAGGCAACGCUAAGGCCCUUGAGACCAUGUUCACCUAUGCGCAUGAGACGAACCACGAAAAGAUUGUCCGCGGCUGCGCCAUUGGCAUGGCUCUCAUCAUGUUCGGACAGCAGGAGGGCGCCGAUGUCAUGAUAGAGGGUCUCCUCGUCGACCCUGAUCCGACUCUGCGCUACGGCGGUAUCCUUACCGUGGCUAUGGCAUACUGCGGUACCGGGAGCAACAAGGCAAUCCGCAAGCUCCUUCACAUUGCAGUCAGCGACGUCAGCGACGACGUGCGCCGAAUUGCCGUCAUGAGUCUUGGAUUCAUCCUGUUCCGGAAGCCCGGCAGUGUUCCUCGCAUGGUCGAGCUCCUUGCCGAGUCCUACAACCCUCACGUGCGGUACGGCUCGGCCAUGGCUCUGGGAAUUUCAUGUGCCGGAACAGGCCUCGACGAGGCCAUUGACUUGCUGGAGCCCAUGAUGAAGGACCCGACAGACUUUGUGCGCCAGGGUGCUCUGAUUGCUCUGUCAAUGAUCAUGGUCCAGCAGAACGAGGUCAUGAACCCCAAGGUCGCCGCCAUCCGCAAGACUCUCAAGAAGGUCGUCGGCGACCGCCACGAGGAUGCCAUGACCAAGUUCGGUGCGUCUAUCGCUCUCGGCAUAAUUGACGCAGGCGGCCGGAACUGCUCCAUUGGCCUCCAGACCCAAACCGGCAAUCUCAACAUGGCUGGCAUUGUCGGCAUGGCUGUCUUCACUCAGUACUGGUACUGGUUCCCUUUCACCCACUUCCUGUCGCUCAGCUUCGUACCCACUUCCAUGAUUGGCCUUGAUCACGAUCUUGAGAUUCCGAGGUUCAAGUUUCACUGUGCGACGCGCCCUAGCCUCUUUGACUACCCACCGGAGCAGGAGGUCAAGGCCGAGGAGGGCCCGGCUCCUGUCACCACGGCGAUUCUGUCGACCACGGCCCAGGCCAAGCGUCGGGCACAGAAGAAGGAGCGGGCUCAGCGCCGCGAGAGCAUGGACAUUGACUCGACUCCCGUGGCGAAGGCUUCCUCGCAGCCGGCGGCCGACAAGAUGGACGUCGACGACGACAAAAAGUCCAAGGCUGAAGAAGCCAAGGAGAAGAAGGAUGGCGACUCGGGCAACGAGAAGGAAGGUUCCGCUUCUCCCGAAGCCAAGAAGAAGGCAGAGAAGGAGAAGGUCGGCUACGAGAUGGAGAACAUGUCCCGUGUCCUUCUCAGCCAGCUCAAAUACAUCAGCUUUCCGGCUGGACGGUACAAGCCGGUGAAGAAGGUAAGCACCCGUCCCAUCCCUGGACCUCUAUGGCUCCAAGUUACUGACCGUCUGACAGCCCACCGGUGGACCUCUUCUCCUCCAUGACACAGAGCCCGAGGAAGCCAAGUCGCUCCUUGAAGAGAAACUCAAGAAGGUGGCAACGGAGAGGGCCCCUGUGGGUGGUGCCAGCUCGGGGUCUGGUGCAACUCCUCGACAGUCGACACAGUCUCUACUUUCCCAGGUGCAGCGGGGAGUACCCGCCGGCACUAGUAUGCGCGAUCUGAACGAGCUCUUCAGGUUGACGAGCGGGGAUAACCAGGCCCUCGAGCGUCUCGGCUUAAGCGGACCCGCAGACAGUGGCAGCGGAGCU
Messenger RNA from Lasiosphaeria miniovina, 3648 nucleotides. Its product is annotated as armadillo-type protein. Bases 207 to 3383 code for a protein of 1058 amino acids. Gene Ontology annotation, cellular component: proteasome regulatory particle, base subcomplex; proteasome complex; proteasome storage granule. The transcript is spliced from 2 exons. The record is from RefSeq and is a predicted model, not a curated record. Gene Ontology annotation, molecular function: enzyme regulator activity. Lineage: Eukaryota; Fungi; Ascomycota; Sordariomycetes; Sordariales; Lasiosphaeriaceae. Gene Ontology annotation, biological process: proteasome-mediated ubiquitin-dependent protein catabolic process; regulation of protein catabolic process.